Messenger RNA from Hibiscus syriacus, 1711 nucleotides. RefSeq names its product F-box protein SKIP14-like. The record is from RefSeq and is a predicted model, not a curated record. Gene Ontology annotation, cellular component: cytoplasm. Gene Ontology annotation, molecular function: protein binding. The transcript has 2 exons. NCBI's taxonomy places the organism in Eukaryota, Viridiplantae, Streptophyta, Magnoliopsida, Malvales, Malvaceae. The coding region runs from base 75 to 1502 and encodes 475 amino acids.
GUUGGUUGAGUUUGGGGUUCUUGUUAGAGGUUGUUUAUCUUUCUUGGAUGUAUUGGUGAUUGACUAUAUAAAAAAUGGCUUUGAAUUGGGAUGGUUUUUCGAAUUCUUUGAGCUUUUGGAGCUGCAAUUGGGAUGUGGAAAAUGAUCAUUUCAGUGGAAGUGGCAAAAGUGAACCAAUAGGCAUUUCUGAGGCUGUUAAUGAUGAUAUUGUUGACAGAUUGCCUGCUGAUCCAUUUGGGAUGGAACUUAGGUCUACUUUUGCUGCGGCAAUCACAGGUUGGAUUCAUGAUGUUGAGAAUGAUUUGGGUUCAGAUUUCUGUGUGUUUGGCAUGCAAGAUGGUGAGGAAAACAAGAUUGCUGAUCAACAGCAUUUGUUCAAGGGUCUGAAUUGGGUUUGGAAUGGGGCCAUGAGUUUCCAACAGGAAGAAGGCAAUUCUAGUUUCCAUGGAUUUGGUUCAGAAGAUGAUGGUAAAAGGAUUGAUGAUCAAUCAUCUUUCUUUAAAGGUAUGAAUUGGGUAUGGAAUGGAACCAUGAGUUUUCAACAGGAGGAAGAUAGCUUUGAAAUCGACGAGAUAUCGGUCCCAAACGAACAUUAUAAUGGAAUUGGGAUCGGUAAUGGACUUUCCAAUGAAGAUUUUGCAUUCGAUGAGGAUGGCAAUGGAGUUUCCGACGAUGAUAGCGAAGGAGAUGCUCCAAAUACUGCUUUGUUUUAUACUCUCGGUUAUCUCGGUGUUAAGGAUCUCCUUGGUGUCGAAAGGGUCUGUAAAUCGUUGCGCGAUGUGGUUAGAAGUGAUCCUCUUCUUUGGAGGAACAUCCAUAUUAAACAUUCAUUGAGUAAGAGAAUUACUGAUGAUGCUCUCUUGAAAUUAACUAGCAGGGCUCAAGGCACUAUUGAAUGCUUGAGUCUGGUGGGAUGCAAAAUGAUCACUGAUGAUGGUCUGAGGCGUGUGCUUGAAAGCAAUCCCAAGCUCAAUAAGUUAAGUGUUCCAGAAUGUACGAGACUUAGCAUUGAGGGCAUUUUGUUCAAUUUAAAAGCUCUCAAAUCUGCAGGGUUCUCAGGAAUAAAACAUUUGAGAAUAGGCGGAAGUUUUAGCGUAACUGAAGAACAAUUUGGAGAGUUGAAGUUAUUGCUCGGGAAACAUAAUUCAAUGCAAUCGGGAGAGCCAAAACCACAAUUUUUUUGUCAGGGUCAAUCCUACCUCAUGUCUGAUGAUGAUAGGGCAAUUGAUAUUGAAGUUUGUCCCAGAUGUCAGAAAUUGAAACUCGUCUAUGAUUGUGCAUCGCAAAGAUGCAGAAGAACCAAUCAUGCAGCUCAGUUGUGUAGGGCUUGCAUUCUCUGCAUUGCGCGUUGUAUCCGUUGCGGUUGCUGUUUUAAGGACUGCGAUUAUGAGGAAACAUUCACCCUUGAUUUGCUUUGUUUUAAUUGUCGGAAGCAGAUGGGCGGCUCCUCUUCUAAGCACGUCUUUCACGAGACAAGGUAUCAGUUAUGUUUUCACGGCUAGCUUGGAAGAUGUUGUUAUUCCCUUCGGAUACGACAGCGGACAAGACACUUUUUCGCAUGAUGUAAACCUAGAAAGUGGUUGUUCAAUAAGGGCAUAGAUGCCUAGCAAGGAAGUUCAAUAUACUCAAUGCAUCUUAAGCAACUUCUCAUCGCAACCUUGAUGAGAGUAUUUCCUGCUUUGUUGGAUUGGAAUAUUGAGGUUUGCUGGCA